AAUUACUUUUGUAUUGAUUAGGGAUUUUAAUUAUAAUUACUGAGUUUUAUUUAUGAGAUCAAUUAAUCUAAUUAUUUGAAUCUACUUAAUUUUUUUAGUUACGUUCACUUGACUCUUGAAGUAUAUUUCAAUGAUUUCACAUCUUUAAAAUUUACUCAAUAUUUUUUAGUGUAAAAAUGUUUCACCAAAAAAAUUGAGUAGAUCAUAGUAAACGUUUUUACAGUGCAGGUGGAAUUCAUGUGGCACUAGUGACACAUCAGCAAAUCCCCUCCACAUGAUCUACAGAAUUGCAACGUUUCUGACCCCAAAAUGCGAUUGCUACGGAUGUUAUGCCCAGAUGCAAGAGAUGACGUGAUCAGAGGUGCAAAAGAAAUUAUCCAAAAGAUGAAGUUUGACCAGGUCCUGACCACAGCUCAGGAUGAACCACCACCAGCCAAGUUAUUUCAUAUUUGGCUUAUUUAGCCUACUUACAGCUCUGAGAGAAAGUCCGCGGGAGCGGGCGGGAGUGGAACACACAGGUUGCAGGAGCAGGUGGUCCUGGUCAGAAAUUCAACGGGAGCGGGCGGGUGCGGGUUUAAGAAAACAGUCCAGUGCAGGGCUCUACACUCAACACCAGCAUGUAGCCAUCUCCACAGACAAGAGAAAGCCUGAGACAGUGACCUACUACAACAGAACCAAAGUUGGGGUUGAUGUGCUCGACCAGAUGGCUCGUCAAUACUCAGUCAAAGGUGGCACCCGUAGGUGGCCCGUUGCUGUAUUUUACAACUUGCUGGAUCUUGCUGCUAUCAAUGCCUGUGUGCUUUACCGGAGCUGCAUAGAGAACAACAUCCCCAGAAGGGACUUCAUGCUUCAGCUGGCCCAGGAGCUGCGUACUGAGUGGAUGGCAUCCAAAGUGGCACCGCACAUGAUCAUGCCCCUGGACAGUGCAGAUCAGCUAAGGAGAAUGACGAGCAUGGUGAAGGCACAAUGCAAACAGAAUAAAACGUUUGCCAAGUGCCUGAAGUGUCGGAAUGCUGUCUGUGGGAAAUGCACAGUCAGAGUGAUGAAUGUUUGCCCAAACUGUGUUUGAGCAACGUGUAGACCUACUGUAAAUAGUCUCACAACACAUGUUCAAAUUAAGAUGUUUUAGCCUACUCAUAAAUGUUCCAACUUUUAAUUACUUAAUUAUUUAUUUAGCCAUUUCUAUUGUUCACUAUUGUGUUGCUAUUUAUUCUAGUCUGUUUCCUAAAAAAAAAACACAGAUCUGCGAUGUACUGAAUAAAACCAAUUUUUCAUUACCUGAAGUUUACUGAUUUCAUCUUAUUCAAAUUGUAAAUCAUCUAACUAAACCAAUUAAUAAUUAAUUAGGUGAAGCUGUGCGCUUGAAUUUAUCAUCGCAUCAUACAUCCUAUGCAGUGUGGUGAAUUAUUAUCGUUCAUUAUUGUCUAUAGGCUAUUUUA
Molecule: messenger RNA, 1439 nt
Organism: Onychostoma macrolepis
Lineage: Eukaryota; Metazoa; Chordata; Actinopteri; Cypriniformes; Cyprinidae
Exons: 4
Coding region: 419-1069 (216 amino acids)
Source: RefSeq, a predicted model, not a curated record